AUGUUUGGAUGGGAAGAGGAAGUCAAUCUAAUCAUUCCAACUAUAUUAGAUCCAUAUUUUAAAAUGACCCUAUUACCACCAGAAAAGCAUGCUGAGUAUAAAGAAAUGUUAAUCAAUGAAAUUCAAAAAGAGUGUCCAGCAACUAUAGAUAUGGAAUGCGAAUCAGUCUCUACUUGUAAUGAAUUAAAUAUGUUUGAAGAAGUUAAGGAUUAUUUUGCUGGAACUAGUCGUGUUGAUGUUAUUUCUCCACCAGCGAUUGAUGAGAAAUUACAAACUUUAGCGGUCGAAGAUUAUUUAACAAGACCUGCAGAGACAAAUUACUCUGAUGUUGCUUCAUUUUGGAGAAGUAAAUUAAAUCAAGCAAAAUACCCACACUUAACUCAGCUUUAUACAAAAUUUUGUUGUGCGCCUGCUACAUCAUCUGAAUCGGAAAGACUUUUUUCAACUGUCAACACAACAUUAAAUGAUAUGAGAAAAAGCUUGAACGGAGAGCAUUUAGAACAAUUAGUAUUUAAUCAUCAUAAUAUUUUGAUCAGUGGAUUUGCUGAUAUUUGA
Meloidogyne enterolobii is the source of this 555-nucleotide messenger RNA. NCBI's taxonomy places the organism in Eukaryota, Metazoa, Nematoda, Chromadorea, Rhabditida, Meloidogynidae. The record is from the annotation of a GenBank genome assembly.